This is a messenger RNA of Caenorhabditis sp. 36 PRJEB53466, 2200 nucleotides long. The record is from the annotation of a GenBank genome assembly. Lineage: Eukaryota; Metazoa; Nematoda; Chromadorea; Rhabditida; Rhabditidae.
AUGUCGACACACAUUCAGCACAUUUUUAUCAUUAAUCGAGCAGGAAGUCUAAUUUAUAGCUGGGAAUCGAAAAAUGAGACGGUAAGCGUUAAAAACCCCUCUUCAAAUGAAAUGAACGCCGAAAAUUACAGCCGGAAGUUGAGAAAACGUACGAAUGGCCGAUCGAUGUGCACUUGGAAGAGGUCGACCAGAAAGCGGUUGUGGUUUUCGGAGAAAAAGAUGGUAUCAAGUUGAGGUACACUUUCGGAACGGUUUUUUUUCAGGAUUCAAAGCGAGAAUUGCAGGUAUUACGUGAAAAGUGUGAAUGGUGAACCGGUGCUCGGGACGAGACUCCAACUUGGCUCACAGCAAGUGAAUGUGCUCGAAUUUCUGCAGGAAGAGGACAAUUAUCCGGUUGGUUUUUGGAUUUAGAAUUCAUAGAAAGUCAGUAUCAGAAAAACGGGGCAAAAGUCUCUGUUUUUCAUUAUUUUCUAGAUAAAUACAAAGUCGCUUCUUUUCAAACAAUUUGCUAGCACGAUAUCCAAUGUUUCAAGCAUUUCAUUGCCAAAUUUUGAAACAAGGAAAGCUGACAUUUGUCAGUUAAACGUUGUAAAAACAUGAACCAGAUUCUCUUAGGUUACCGUAAAAUUCGUCGCUCCGACAGUGUCAACGAACGAGAAGAUCAUUCUGUCGUCAAUGUUCCAUUCGCUCUUCACGAUCGCCGUUCAACUGUCGCCGUGUCCUAAAAGUUCGGGAGUGGAGGUGCUCGAGACGACGCAGUUCAAACUUUUCUGUUUACAAAGCCGGACAGGUUAGUUUUAUCCAAUUGUCAAGUUUUGAUCUUCUAAAAUAGGGGCCACAAAGUGAUUAACAAACUUGUGAAUGUCGGGAAAACACUUAUCGGAAUGUGUUCUAGUGCUUAAAAAUAGUACAUUCCCAAUUUUUUUUUGAAAAAUGUUCGGUACUUCUCGAGUUAUGAACGUUUUUAGUUUGCGCGUUUGCACUGAAAAUUCAGUGAGCGAAAGGGGCGGAGUCUAUUUGGUGGCGGCGGCGCGCUCCCACUCGGGGAACAAAAUGGAGAGCGCGGACAGUUUUAUCACAAAAAUUAACUUUUUUUCAGUAAAAAUGUUGUCUUUAUCGAAUCCAAAAGUAAACAACGAAAAAUUUUGGAAGUGGGUUCGAACCCGCGACCUCUCGAUUAGUGGUUUCAGCACUUGCCACUUUACCACCCGGGCGCGAGCGCGCCCGCUGCUCCGUUCAGUUGAUGUGCGCGGUGUUCGCAGUCACUUUCUAGCAUGAAAAAGUUACUGAAAAUGCGCAGGAAACUGUAAUUUGUGACAUUUCGCCAAGUAAAACGGAUGUUCCCUAAAAGAAAUCUGGUGUAGUUUUUUGUGCUGAAUCCGAUUCUGCCGUCAAAAUCCCGGUGCCGGACCAGUGUCAACCCGAAAACUCCAAAAAACUGAUUUUUCGGGCGAACACGGUAUGUUUGACGAAGUUAAAAAGUAUCUUAUAGGUGUCCAAGUGAUCUGAAAUUUUGUACAGGGAUACUAUACGAGUUUCUUAACACAUUCCGAAAAUAAAAAUCGGGGGUCACCGCUGAAAAUUUUUUUCAGUUUUAAGUGGCAAUUGAACUGUCUGAAAUUGAUGUUUCGCCAAGUAAAUCUUCAAUUCUGACUUCAAAAACGGAUUCAGCAUGUCAAGAAUUAUCGGAAUGCAUAUUGGGAACCCCGGUGCCGGACUUAUAUUGACCCCAAAAAGUUCCUCGAACUGACACUGUCCGAACAUUUUGCUGUUUUCGCGCUUGUUCGCAAAAACUAUGACAGUUAGGCUCAAACUGACUUAACCAAUGGAUUCUACGUGGUUGAUUACAUAAAGUAAUGUUGUUAGUACAAUCAUUUAUCAUUCUGAGUCCGCACCACAGGCUCAGAAAGACGGAAAAAUGAAAUCCACUGAAAAAUUUCGACGCCCCGCCCCCUCCACUUUGUGGCCCCUAUUCUAAAACUCCGAUUUCGCAGGCGUCAAAUUCGUCGUGAUCACCUCGGCCGCAUCGAACAUCGCCGCCGACUCGUUGCUCUCGAAAAUGUACGAGCUCUACACGGACUUUGCGCUCAAGAAUCCGUUCUACUCGAUCGACAUGCCGAUCCGCGCGCAAAAGUUUGACGAGGCCAUCAAAGCGCUGUUGGAGCGAGCCGAGAAGAGCAACGGAGCAAUCACUUUCUAA